Myxocyprinus asiaticus (Chinese sucker) is the source of this 5123-nucleotide messenger RNA. RefSeq names its product protein shisa-9A. Lineage: Eukaryota; Metazoa; Chordata; Actinopteri; Cypriniformes; Catostomidae. The record is from RefSeq and is a predicted model, not a curated record. Gene Ontology annotation, cellular component: dendritic spine membrane; AMPA glutamate receptor complex; postsynaptic density. The transcript is spliced from 4 exons. Gene Ontology annotation, biological process: regulation of short-term neuronal synaptic plasticity; regulation of AMPA receptor activity. Bases 292 to 1443 code for a protein of 383 amino acids.
UUCUGUCAUCAGCACAAAGACAGCCUUCAGGGUAGUUGGCGCAGUGGUUUCACGGGGCUAAAAGUGCUUUUAUAAUCAACAGAACAGCUGGGAUUGAGAAUAACCGCUGUCAGAGUGGACUUCACACAAAAUCUGUGGUUUUAAUUUAGCUGUCCCUCAUGAGAGAAGCGCUUUGAAAAUGCAAACCUCCCCGAAUGGCUUUGUGCACACGUGUGGAUUUAUGUCCUCCUGUCAGUGGUAGUACCAACUCGAUUUUCUGUCUCAAUUUGUCCUUCAAAGGAAGCCUACAGGAUGCGAUGGACAGUCUUUCUCUUAGAGUACUUCUUGGUGAAAGUUCUGGUGUUGUUGUGCCGCGCGGACGGAGAAGCGCAGCAGCAGCUCGAGGGAUUCAUCAUGCUCUCAGGAUCCAACGGGUCCCGGGAUGAGGAGAGCGGCGUUUCCGAAGCUCCACAUACAGAGGACAAAUGUCGGGGUUACUACGAUGUCAUGGGACAGUGGGACCCGCCUUUCGUUUGCCAAACAGGCAGUUAUUUAUACUGUUGCGGCACUUGUGGCUUCCGCUUUUGCUGCGCUUAUAAAAACUCUCGUUUGGAUCAGAACACCUGUAAAAAUUACGAUACGCCAGAAUGGUUAACAGGGCAAACACCAUAUAAGAAAACUGACCCUAGACAUGAUCCAACCAAGGAUAAAACAAACUUGAUUGUGUAUGUCAUUUGUGGAGUAGUGGCAAUCAUGGCACUGGUGGGGAUAUUUACAAAACUUGGACUAGAAAAGGCUCAUAGACCUCACAGAGAAAGUAUGUCUCGAGCUGUGGCCAGUGUGAUGCAAGGUGCCCGUCAGGGUCAGCACGAGGAGGCCAUUGGAAUGCACACACAGCAUUAUGACAUUGUGCAGGCGAGAGCAAACAACAUGCAAGGUGGCCAGAUAAACAGCAUGAUGCAAACUCACCCGUAUCCAGCCCUCAGCCAGCUGUCCCAUGUCUAUGAGCAACAGCAGCCAGGAAAGGAACUCAACAAAUAUGCUUCAUUGAAGGCUGUGGCGGCCAAAGCCAAUGGUGACUUCCUCAACAAGCAACACCGUCACUUGGUUGAGUUGGCGACUAAGGGAAGCCUACCCCUUCAUCCAAUGAGAAUGGAGCAUGUGGAGCCCACAGCUUCCUACGUCACAGAAGUCCCAUGCCUCAAGCAAAAUGGACAGAAGCCCAAGAGCAGUAAAGGCAAUGUGUCCCAUCCCGCAAUGGCCUACAGCUACAAUACCAUAGCAAACCCAGGCAUGCUGAGGAGCUGGGAGGCCACAGAGACUGUGGGUCGACGUAAAACCUAUGGCCCCAGGAAGCUGUGCACAGUCGAGCAGGGUAAUGAGCUACACACUGCCCGCAGUCAUCAUUACCUUCCCACGCAGCCCUACUUUGUAACCAACAGUAAGACAGAAGUGACUGUGUGAGAGGCUGAGUAUUGUUUGAAGAGAGCAGCAGAGAGCCAAAAGUGAUUAUCGGCAUGAAAUGACUCUCCACGCUGCCCCAAAUGGACUGGAGGCACAAUAGGGGUGAGCAUGUGAUGCUAUGACUGGGCACCAGAGCCAACAUCAGCUGACUGUGAGGCCAGGAACACUUUGAAUUGUUCACCACUAUUUAUAUCCACUGUAACAAUGAUGUUGUUGUGUUUUGUCAAUGACAAAGAAACAGAUGUAAAGAACUGGCACAAGAAAAGAUUUAGAUCAAAAAAGCAAUAGCAAAACGAUCUAAUAAACGUAUACCGAGAGAAUGGCUACAGAAAGACAAGACAUAAAAGAAAUGAAACACAUUGCAUUAUUGAUCCCAGAUAUUAAAGGGCUGGCAUGAAGUAUGAAUCACAAGGUGAUGCUCUUAUCUAAAAUAAUUUACCAUAAAAGGGUCAGGUGCAGAUAUUGAUUCAACGGCAGGAACUAUAUUUUAAAAGAUGGCAGAAAAGACAACAGUGGCAACUGGUUUGAGGCUGUGCCUUUAAUUUUCACAUAAUAAAGCACCUCGGUCAAGCACACUAAAACAUGUUUGAUUCUGGAGUCAGAAGAGUAUUAGUGGAGGUGGCCACAUAUGCUAAUUUUUAGUACAGAAUGCCAUGAGGUAGCACUGUCAUGCCAUGAACAACACUGUUAAAAGGACAUAGAGGCUUGGGCACAUUUUGCAUCUGGAAGUACUUGAUCUUUGGAAAUAUGUGUUUGGUCUCCUUUUUGUGUAACAUUUGGCGUUACAUUCUUAUGUGUACUCUCAAAUGCAUAAGAGCAUGUUGAAAUACUUGUCAAAUGUUUCUUCACAUCAGUAGGUGUAUCUGCAGCUCAGUUGCUGCCACAUUUAAAGGGAUGGUUCACACGAAAACUCUGUCAUCAUUUACUCACCCACAUCAUGUUGCUCCAAACCAAUAUGAUUUUAUGUGUGUGUGUGUGUGUGUGUGUGUGUGUGUGUGUGUGUGUGUAUAUAUAUAUAUAUAUAUAUAUAUAUAUAUAUAUAUAUAUAUAUAUAUAUAUAUAUAUACACUGUAUAUAUAUAUAUUAGGGCAGAUUUUACACUGAAAGCCUCAGUCAACAUUUACUUUCACAGCAUUUUUUCCUUUUGUGUUCAAUGAAAGAAAGUCACACAGAUUUCGAACAACAUAAUAGUGAGUAAAUGAUGGAAUUUGUAUUUCUGGUUAAACCAUCGCUUUAAGUUUUUUUGCACUUUUACUUUCACAAUGUGUCGUACGGAAGGUACAUUUUAUUUAUUUAUUUUAUUAUUUAUUUUUUUCAGACAAAUGAGAUCAUAUAAGUCUACUUAUUUAUACCAUUGUCAGUAUAUGUAUGCAAAUUAUACAGUACAUUGAUUAUUAUUUAGCAUUAUUUCUUGUGAAUGUAAAUGUUUCUGUUGCUACAUCAUGGAGUGGUAGGUCUUGAGGUGAAGAUAUACUUUAAAAUGGAGUAAUAGAACUAGAAUCCAGUUGUAUCCAAUUGAGUUAAUUCUGCAAUGCGUAAACCUGGAUAUAUCAAACUAAAGAACUUGAGAACUCCCUCCUGAUUGAUCAUGUGGAUGGAAUAACUCUAGUCUAGGAUGGAUCCUGUCAGCCUCAUUGCCUGUUCCAUGUUUCUCAGUUAUUCUGUUGAAUGCUGUGUGCAUGUCAUGCUGAGCAGUAAGCAGGGCCAUACUUGCUUGUUUUUGCAUCAUGGGAUCUUACCUUUGCUGAUUUAUUUUCAUUUUUCAUUCUUUUUUUCAUCAUGCAUUAAAUCUGAAAUAAACAGAAGCAUGAGAAUAAAUACAGUAUACAGGUACAUCUACAGAAAACCUUUUAUAUAACCCAUAACACACGCUCACAAAAUUCUGAGGUUAUAUGUCCAUCCAAGGCCGUUGUUGUGUUUUGUGAGAACUAUCCAGUAAAAUUGGCAGCAAAUCUUUCAUCUCCGGCAAUGCUGAGGAACUCCCAGACUGAUUUGAGGAAGAGGAAGGCCUCUGAUUGAUUCGAUUCAGGUACUUUGAUCAAGAAUAAGUCAGCUAAUCCAAUCCUCAUGUGCAUGCAUUCACCUUUGAACAGGUGCCGGAAAUCAGCCUGCGACUGAAUAAACCUAUUUCGGACGGGGCCUUGUUGAGCUGCCUGAAAUCAAAGUUCUGUUCGGUGAAUUAAGAUCGAGGGUGCAAGUGACCUAGUUAAUCAGCACUGGCCUGUGUUAGCAGACUGGGUGGUCGAUUGGAUUUGCGUGCUGAGAGCCCAGAUUGAGCCUUGUAUUAACCAGAGAUUCUAUAGCUUUUAACAUAGCUUCCACUUUUAUAUAAACUGGAGAGAGUAAAGAAGUCAUCAAAGCAACGUUUGGACAAUGCUAAACCUGAUAACCAUUCUUGAAUAAAUAUUAUUCUAUAUGGCUUGUAUAGAAUUUAUAUUAUCUUGUUUGUCGGGUUAAUCCAUCACAUUACACAUUAUCAGCUCCAGUGUUUUUAAUGUUAAAUUCUCAUGGAAGAGUUGUGUCUUUAGAUAGCAGGGUAACAAAUCAAUGGAUAAAAACUAAUAAUUUGCAUUCCUUAUUAAUCAUUGAAUGAAUCAACACAUCAGUCAAUUGAUGUUUAAUAAUUACUGCAUGCAUAUUAUUCCAAAAUUAGAUUAGCUGAGUUGGGAUGACCUCACAUAUACACAGGUAUAAGUAAAUAAGCACAAGCAAUGACUAGAACCAAAAAUCAAAACUUAAUCACAAAUAUUAAACACUCACUGACUGCUUUAUACUCCAGUCAUAAAUCUCCCAAUUAUGUGCACAACCAAAUUUCAAUUAAAGAGAGAAAUGAAGCUGAGAAAUUGACUGUGAUUAACAGAUUGAGCCUGAGAUAACUCUGAUUGUUAUGAGGUCAUGAUUAAUUUUGAAGUUGGAAAAGAGGUGAUCAUUUGGACCUAUGCUGAGAAACUAAUCAGAUUCAAGGGCUUAUCUUUUCUUUUCAUAUUAUAUUCCAGUAUUGCUACUUGUUCUUAGUUAAAAGUGGAAAAUGCAAUUCAUUUUGUUUACAGCCAUUUUGCAUUAGUAUAUCACAACAUGGAAGAUGCUGACUUUAAAACAGUAGUGUAAAUACUAUUUUUGUGCAGUGUCUUUGUAUACAUUUAACAUUUAUUAAAGAUACAUGAAACUGAUCCUCAGAUCUUAAUGGUAAAGGUUCAUCUAAUUGUUCUAUGAUUUCUUUAUAAUUUAUUUAAGAUUGCUUACUAUUAAAUUCACAAAUAAUGAACCAUGUCAAGAUGCUUUUGGUUUACUGUAGAAACAAAUUCUUUGUUUGUACUGGUGUAUACUAAUUUUAAGCUUGCAUAUAAUAAUAUCUCUCUUGGGCCAUUGAGGAUGUUUACAUGACAAAAGCUCUAGUUUGUUUUGCUUGUACUAAGUAAUGCAAAAAGUAAGUUAAUUUCAUCCAUAUAUGUUAAACAAUCUGUUCUCCCAAGCUGAUCUUUCAUUAAGUAUGCAAAACAAUACACAUUAAAUUGAUGUCCAUUUUAGAAAUGUUUAGGGCUAACCCAUGAAUAAAUUGAUAAUUUAUAAAUGUUUAUUAUAUAUACUCUGUAUGACUUGACAUUGCAUCUGAGUGACUGCUAUUGAUCUUGCUCUAGUUACAGGAUCACUUCUGAAUUAAAAUGUAGUUUACUUCACUU